Molecule: messenger RNA, 618 nt
Organism: Drosophila nasuta
Lineage: Eukaryota; Metazoa; Arthropoda; Insecta; Diptera; Drosophilidae
Product: mitochondrial transcription rescue factor 1
Exons: 3
Coding region: 1-576 (191 amino acids)
Biological process (GO): regulation of mitochondrial transcription
Cellular component (GO): mitochondrion
Molecular function (GO): RNA binding
Source: RefSeq, a predicted model, not a curated record
AUGCUCAGCCGAAAUCUUCGGCUAUUGUCAAGACUACGUAUAGUUGCAACAUCAACAUCGUAUAAUUCACUCAACAAAGCAGCUGCAACAUGUGUCAGCGUAUCAGCGAAACAUCUACACACCACACAAGUUGCUUGGAAAUACGAUAAGAAAUCAUCGAGACAGUCAAACGAUUUGGACAGCGACGAUGAGGCAGAUGAAGAGUUUAAAGAUGAUCGCGACUCCAAAGUGGUAAAGACCAAAGUGAACUCGCUGCGCGCCGAUUUACUGUUAAAAUCGGGACUUGGCAUGGCCAGAAACAAAGUAGAACAUAAUUUCUAUGAAAGUAAAAUACGUGUAAAUGGAAAAAAGCUUCAAAAAAAGAGCGUCCAGCUAGAUGUUGGCGAUGAAAUCGAUGUUAUCAGAGGCUUUAGUCAGACGAAUCCCUCGCAUUUGGUUAUCGCACGUGUCGUCAUCUUGUCAGCCGCUGAGCGAGAAGAGGGACUCAGCGUUCACUUGCGUCGCUACAAAUCGUUGCUCAUUGAGAACUAUAAGAGUCCCAAUGCAUUCAAGUCUUCGGAGACUGUGGUCCAUUAGCUGUUUACGCUAUUUGUCGUUGAAUAAAUGAUUCAAAACUUA